UAGGUUUAUAUGUGCCGGGGUCAGCUGACACUCUGCAUUGCAGACAGCCGAGUCUAGCGGCGCCAUGUAUGCUCUCGUUCUCCUGGCUGGCCUCCUGGGCACUGCUCUUGCCAGCCCUAUCCCAGACCUGACAACAUGCUCUGGGGGCUCAGCAGUGCUAUGCCAGAACUUGAAGACUGCGGUGGACUGUGGGGCUGUGAAGCACUGCCAGCAGAUGGUCUGGAGCAAGCCCACUGUGAAUUCUCUUCCAUGCAACAUAUGCAUUCAGGUUAUCACUGCAGCCGACAAUAUGCUGAAAGAAAAUAACACUGAGGAGGAGAUCCUUGGUUACCUGGAGAAGAUGUGUGACUGGCUUCCUAACCCCAACUUCUCAUCUAAAUGCAAAGAGACCGUUGAGUCUUACCUCCCUGUCAUCUUGGAUCUGAUUAAACAGGAAAUAGUAAGAGGGGACGGGGCAAACAGGCUCUUCUUCUCAGUGCCUCCAGCCCAAAGCAGGAUAAUUGAAAUGAAAAGUGUGUUCAUGGUGGAUAACUCAUGUCAGGUCUUUAACAGAUGCUUUGAGCACGAUAGAAAAUGCUUCUGCUGCAUGAGCAAACUGGAUGCAGACAGCCUGCAGAUUAUGGCUGCUGAUCCAGAGAACUGGAAACAGUCUCUUGAUUGUAGCUUCCGCUCUCUGGGAGGCAGUAGGUGCAGGCUGUGUCUGAUGGUUCUGUGCUCUUUUCAGCAACCCAAGGAGAUUUGUGUACUGGUUGGCUUCUGUGAUGAGGUCAAGGCAGUGCCCAUGCAGACAUUGAUCCCUGCCAAAGUGGCUGCUGAGAGUGUCCUUCCUGCCCUGGAACUGGUGGAGACUGUUGAGGAGGAGCUGAUCCAGGCCCAGGCUGGUGUAUUCUGCAAGGCUUGUGAAUUUGUGGUGAAGCAGAUGGACAAGUUGAUUGAGAACAACAUCACUGAGGAGGAAGUCUUCAAAAGCUUGAAUGUUACGUGCUCCCUAUUGCCUGCUACUGUGUCCAGUGUGUGCCAUGAGAUGGUGGAUGUGUAUGGUCCCUCUGUCUGGUCAAUCCUGGAACAUGAGAUAAGCCCGGAGUUGGUGUGCCAGGAACUCAACCUCUGUUCCUCUGACAAGGAGCGGAUGGGAAAGAUUGGUCGACUAGGGCUGCCCCAGCCACCUAAGCUGCCCAAACUGUCUGCAUCACCUGCACGUGUGACUCAACUAAAGAAAGGGGGCUUCUGUGAGGUGUGCAAGAAGCUGAUCAGCUAUUUGGAGCACAACCUAGAGAAAAACAGCACCAAGGAGGAAAUCCUGGCUGCACUAGAGAAGGGCUGCAGCUUUCUGCCAGACCCCUACAAGAACCAGUGUGAUGAGUUCGUGACCGAGUAUGAGCCUGUGCUGGUGGAGAUCCUUGUGGAGGUCAUGGAUCCUUCCUUCGUGUGUACAAAAAUCGGAGCCUGCUCUUCUGCUCGUAAGCUUCUUUUGGGAACUGAGAAAUGUGUCUGGGGUCCUGGCUACUGGUGCCAGAACAUGGAGACGGCGGCCCAGUGCAAUGCUGUGGACCAUUGCAAACGCCACGUGUGGAAUUAAAAUUUCCAUCUCACAGAAACUGUAACCUUUUCUACUUGUGUAUGUGGGGUAGUGAACGCACAAAUAUCCAUUUGACUUUACCAAAAAAAAAAAAAGUCCUUACACCCUUCCCCCCAAUAGCAUUGCUGUCUUGUGGGAAGUGCUGGCAGCCCACAAACAGCUGCUUCAGUGUUCCCUGUCUGCCAGAGGAUGAGGUACUGGGCCCCAAGGUCUCUAGCUGCCCUUGCAUGCACCUGCUGGGAGCAGGGAGGGCAUUUCCAGUGCUGGUGAGAGCCGGAAGAGCAGGCAGUCUUUAAGACAGUGUCAUUCAUCCCCCACUGUAUUUUGGAAGCACCCUUGAGUCUGCUUUUUCCUGUCCAUGCCUUGUUUGGGGUUCUGUGGGAAGUGUACCUGUGUACCGAAUGUACUCUGGCUCUCAUGUGGGAUCCCUGGUGGCUGCUGCCCGCGUGCCUGUCUGGAUGCUGCUGUCCUGCUUCAGUUUUUUUGGCCCUUUUCAAGUCAGUGUGGCCAACAAGCAGAGGGUUUACCGCAGUGUGCAGAGUGGUACUGUCUGGGGCUUUUUGCCUGCCACCACUGAUUACCAGGAGACUGCAAGCUGAGCCACCAAGAUGGCCAUUUGCUGUUAUGUAGACUUAGUGAUUUUCAUUUGUCUUGCACUACUAAAGUUUCUGUGAUUUAACAAUAAAGUUCUGUUAACAGA
Dipodomys ordii (Ord's kangaroo rat) is the source of this 2279-nucleotide messenger RNA. RefSeq names its product prosaposin (gene Psap). NCBI's taxonomy places the organism in Eukaryota, Metazoa, Chordata, Mammalia, Rodentia, Heteromyidae. Gene Ontology annotation, cellular component: lysosome. The transcript has 12 exons. Gene Ontology annotation, biological process: sphingolipid metabolic process. The record is from RefSeq and is a predicted model, not a curated record. Bases 65 to 1579 code for a protein of 504 amino acids.